AUGCCGGCACUCGACCGGCCUCGACGGGAAAAGAAGAACGGGAACAGUAGCAAGUUCAGCCCCGACCCUCCCAGGAAGUCGAAGAAGAAGAAGGCCGUGCCCAAGCAGGUCACGGCGCGCAAGCCGCGCGUAUCGACGAACGCCGCCCACCUUCGGCGGAGGAGCGCCAGACCGGUAAGCGUGAACCCCUCGGACCACUCGGAGGACCCGCUGUGGUACCUCGCCGACCUCGCCGCGGAGAUACCCGGCGGGGUCGGCUCGCCCCCGAACCGCGGCGGGAACCUCCAAACGCGCGAGAACGUCGACGGGCGCGACGUCGGCGAGCGCGUUCGAUUGACGCGCGAGGCGAUCGCCCUGGAAGUCUCGCGGCUGGACGACCUGAGGCGCGCGAGGCUCGGGCUGAGGGACCUCAGGGAGCGCCGGCUGUCCCUGGUCGCGGGCGAGGGCGUCCGCGCGGAGGAGCUCCUCGCCGCCAUCGCGCGCCUGGAGGAGGCGUGGCGAGCGUUCCUGGCGCGAAACGAGGUGAGGUGGAGUGACCAGCUCAGAAGGGACGGCGAGUCGCAGGUGGAGGCCAGGAGGAGGCAGCGCGCCACCGAGGCGAGGGUGGCGCGGCUUGAAGGUCUCGCCAAGUCACUCGCGAGGGAGAGAGCUGACGCCGCGCACGCCUCGCCGGUGACCCCCGCGACCGGCACGCGCGCGACGAAUCCCAUCGCGACAUUCGAGGGUCGCGAGUGCGCGCCGUUUUCGCGCACCCCGCCUUGGAAGGGGUAG
Micromonas commoda is the source of this 771-nucleotide messenger RNA. RefSeq lists its product with no specific name. The transcript has a single exon. The record is from RefSeq and is a predicted model, not a curated record. Gene Ontology annotation, molecular function: protein binding. The coding region runs from base 1 to 771 and encodes 256 amino acids. Lineage: Eukaryota; Viridiplantae; Chlorophyta; Mamiellophyceae; Mamiellales; Mamiellaceae.